Messenger RNA from Ipomoea triloba (trilobed morning glory), 1137 nucleotides. RefSeq lists its product as uncharacterized. The coding region runs from base 2 to 751 and encodes 249 amino acids. The transcript has 2 exons. Lineage: Eukaryota; Viridiplantae; Streptophyta; Magnoliopsida; Solanales; Convolvulaceae. The record is from RefSeq and is a predicted model, not a curated record.
CAUGCAACAUCUCAAACAAACAACCACAAUACAAAUUCUUCCUCCUCCCAAUCCUUUUCUGCAAUUCAAUAAAUGGGAUGAAGCAAGACAGAUGAUGUCUGACCAUUCAUCAGGUUCCAACAGCGAAAUAGAGUUCCAGACUCGGAGUGACUACAUGCUUCAUUCUCCAUCGCUUUGGGCAUCAAAAGAUCAAGCUUACUACCAUCCAUCUCCAAGAUCACGCCUUAAGGCCAUAGUGGAUGGCCAGAGAAAGCUGAUGGAGAUGAUUCAAAACAUGCCCGACGACUCAUCCCUUGAGCUGUCACUGAAAGACAUUGUUCUUGACAAUCAUCAAGGAACAGGGAAGGUGGGAGUAGAGGAUACAAGCAAGGUGAAAGAUAAGAAGAUCAAACCAACCUUCAAGCAUGCUAAAAUAUCACCAAGUGAAAGCAUGGAUAGUGGAGUUUUCUUACUCAAGAUGUUUGUCCCCCUCUCCCUAUACACUAAGACCAAAUCAAAAACAAAGACUUGCUCAUCUAAACAAACGGAGAAACCUGCUGCAACUAAGGAUUGGUGGAAAAUGAUCUAUCUACAUAUCAAACACAACUCAUACAGCAGAAGCAUCAAACGAAGCUUCAGCAGCAUAAGCAUCAAAGAAAGCAUUAGUAGGGGCAGUGAAAGCAGGUUGGUUGAAAGCAGCUCCCUACUGGAUGAACCAUCUUUUGACAGUAGGCGAUAUACAUCAAAGAACCAAAGAGGUUGCCUCUUUUAAUCGGCAACUGCAUAUCAUGAAACAUGAAGGAUCACCGCAACUAGCUAUAUGAAUAGUGAAAAUAAAGGAGCCUAUUUUAGUACAGCGCACUAGCAAUUUCUAUGUUCACCAAGUUCAUGUAUUUAGCGCAUUAAAGUUAGCUAGGAAUCUAGUAUUUUGAAGGUGAUACGAUAUAGGCAUGACUGCCUCUUAUGAUUAAGCCGCGUGAUCCAUUAUUAUUAAUUAGUAAUUAUUGAUCAUCUCAGAAGUAGAUGGAGAUUGUUCUGUCAUUUGUAAGCUUCUCAGAAACAAUCUGCAACAGGUAGGCUCUCUGCUCAUAAACCAGAUUUUAUCAAUCAAUGUAAUUGAUCAAGUGCGAAUGGUAGAAAAAGAAAGCAUUAUCUACA